AUAUAUAUAUAUAUAUAUAUAUAUAUAUAUAUAUACACACAUCUCACAUAUACAUGUUAUGCCCAAGAAGGUCAUCAGAUCCCCUAGAGCUGGAGUUAUGGAUGAAUGGUUGUAAGCCACCAUAUGUGUGCUGAGAACCACACCUAGGUCCUCUGCAAGAGCAACAAGUGUUCUUAACCACUGAGCCAUCUCUCCAGCUCCCAGUGUAAACUUAUUAUCUUCCAGUUUUGGAGCCUGGAGAUCUGGGAUCCAGGUUUUAGCAGAGCUGAGCUCCACAGAGCCACUGGGAAGGAUCUGGUCCAGGUUUCUUGCUUCCCAUAUCUCCUGUGAUUCAGUAGUACAACCCCAUUCUCCACCUGAUUGUCUCCUUCAGCCAUGUCUGCGCCCAGAUUACCUUGUUAUUUUGACAUUGGUUGUACUGGAAUGAGAGCUGACCCCCUGCUGAACUAAUCCCGUGUUCAGUUACUCACAUUCUGAAAUGCUAGGGGUUGGGCUUCAGCAUAUCAUAGGGAUCACCAUCUAUGAGAGUUGUGGGUAGUGGCGGUCUUUGCAAUCCAGCCAACACUAGCAGCUAAGCAGGGAGUUCUGUGGUCCGGCUGUUCUUAUGAAGGAGGGUCAGAAAAGACACCAAGGCUUGAGAAGUGCUCCUGACGUUUGAACCCCACCUUCGCAUAUAACGAUAACAGGUACUUUAAGUGAGCAAGAGCUGAUCAGCUCCAUGUUCUAAGAUUUGCACAUAUUCCAGCACAGCAGCCAUAGGCUGAGAGUGUAAACUACACACUUUCCAGUGUGUGGACCAGGAAGCUAAGCCUUGCCAUGGCCCAAAGACACACAGCAAGAAAGUGGCAACAGGCCAGCAAGAUAGUUCAGCAGGCAGAGGUGCUUGCCACCAAGGCUGAUGACCUAAAUUCAGUCCCAGGAGCCCAUAUGACAGAAGGCAAAAGCACCUCCUGCUGUAGUCAUCUUCUGACAUCCAUAUGUGCACUGUGGCACACAUAUGUGCUCACAUAGGCAUAAAUGUAACAGAAAAGAGGCCAAACCAGUUAAGGACCCAAGGCCUGUACCUUCCACUCCCUGAGCCUCGGUUCUGAACCUGUUUUUCUGCCUCUAAAAUGCGGCUAAAACAGAAUUGUGGAGAUUGAAGAGGACGCUCUACCGUCUGGCACAUGGCAGAAGCAGGCUAGAGUUUGUGAUUUGCGUCCUUUACCUAAUGAUCUCAGAAUUUGUUCAUGCAGGUGGGGAGUCUUUUGUGGCCCUUCUCAGACUUAAAGUGAGCAGCACACUCCCUACCCCAGCGGGGUUGCUCCAUUUUAGCAGAUGUAGAGGGGCUCGACACAUGCCGCCCCUUCUGCUACUCUCUCAAAUAUGUGUUCUCCAGUGAUGGGAAAGUCAUUCUGGUCCCUCGCACAGAGGAAAGGUCACCAGUAAAGAAGCAUCCAUUAGAAUAGUGGAGUCAAGCCUGGGGGUAUAGGCUUAAUUCCUGCUCUUUGAGAGACAGACAGGAGGAUCACAAGUUCAAUGCCUGCUUGGGCUGCAGAGAAAGUAAGUAAAAAGUGAGGGGGUGGGGGGCUGAGGAUGUAGCUGUAAGGUAGGACACGUUUCUAGGAUGUGUGAGACUCUGGGUUUGAUCUGCAGUACCACAGAAAAGGGGGUAAAAGACUGUAAGAAUGGUAAGUGGGUGUAUGGAAGUUCUCUUGGACAGAAGCGAUGGACAGAUGGAAGGUUGGACUGGAUAAGUGAAAGGUAAGAGGUGAACUGAAGAAAAGAUGGAUUGAUGGAAGUUUGAAAGGCAGAUGUAGAGACCAUGAAACUACAGACACCUAGGUUUACAAAGGAAUGUAUAUAUAUCCACGCACACACACGUGUGUGCAACACACACACAAACACACACACAAGGCUGAAGAGCUGGAUGAGGGAACAGUUGAAAUGAAGAAGAAAAAGGGACACAGGACGGUAUGGAAGAACGGUGUCUGGUGAGUAGAGCAGACAGGACAGUUCAGACUUGCAGCUCCUCUGCCCCCUUUUCUCCACCAGAAACACAGCCCUGUCACUGUUUGCUCACUCUCAGGUGAGUGGGGCUGCGAGGCUCCAGGCUGGAGAGCGCAGAGCGACAGGGCGACAGGGCGGGUCGGCUGGGGCGGAGGCAGCGGGGGCCGGGCAGUCCCCCGGCCAGCCCAGCGGCUGCCACACAAGUGGUGUCUGCCUUGGCGCGGAGACCCAAGAGGCGCUGGGUGCACGCAGCGCUGCAGAAGCCCGAGCCAGGUGGACAGCCUCUAGGCUGCACGGCUUCAUAGAGAAUGAAGACCAACCCUGCGGGCGCCCCACUAGAAACCUGUCAAACUGCAGGCCAGGGCGAGAAGGGAUACCCUGUAUGCCAGGCCUGUGGAGGGGCCUCAAGCCUGGGGUCUGCUUCAGAGUCAGGGUCAGGCCUUAGGCCAGGGCCUGGAGUGGCUCUGGACUCUGGGCUGGGGCCUGGGGCUAUUCCAGGACCUGGGCCUGGGCCGGGGCUUGGACCUAGUGCUGUUCCAGGGUCUGGGCCACAGCCUAGUAGUGUUUCUGUGACUGGGCUGCGACCUGGUACUACUUCAGGGCCUAAUGCUUCUCUGGGACCUGGGCUAGGAACAGGGUCAUUACCUGGGCCAGGAGCUAGGUCUGGACUGAGGCCAGGAUGUGACUCAGUACCUGCACCAGCACCUCAGCCAGGAUCUGGCCCAGUACCUCAGUCAGGAUCUGGCCCAGUACCUCAGUCAGGAUCUGGCCCAGUACCUCAGUCAGGAGCUGGCUCAGUAUCUCAGCCAGGAGCUGGGUCAGUACCUCAACCAGUAAGUGAGUUAGUAACUAGUCCAGGAGCUGCACCAUUACCUGGGCUGGGGCUAGGACCUGGAACCAGACGAGGCUCUGGGACUGGCUCUAACCCCGGUGAAUCAGUGAGAGCCACAGUACCAGCACUACAGCAGAAGACUGAAGCCAAGCACACACAGGCUCCCAGACAGAAGGUUCUGGUGACCGGAGGAGGAGGUUACCUGGGCUUCAGCCUGGGUUCCAGCCUGGCCAAGAAAGGCGCCUCUGUCAUCCUGCUUGACCUCCGCAGACCCCAGUGGCCACUACCCUCAGGAACUGAGUUUAUCCAGGCUGAUGUCCGAGAUGAAGAAGCCCUAUACCAAGCCUUCCAGGGGGUGGACUGUGUCUUUCACGUGGCCUCCUACGGCAUGUCUGGGGCAGAGAAGCUACAAAAACGGGAGAUUGAGUCUAUAAAUGUCGGAGGCACCAAACUGGUGAUUAAUGUCUGCGUCCGUCGGCGGGUUCCAAGGCUCGUAUACACCAGCACAGUCAACGUGACAUUUGGUGGGAAGCCCAUAGAGCAAGGCAAUGAGGACUCCAUCCCAUAUUUCCCCUUGGACAAGCAUAUGGACCACUACUCUCGAACCAAAGCCAUCGCUGACCAGUUGAUUCUCAUGGCCAAUGGGACACCUCUCCUAGGAGGAGGCACCCUCCGCACCUGUGUGCUCCGUCCCCCAGGGAUCUAUGGUCCUGAAGAACAGAAACACCUGCCCCGGGUGGCGAGCCACAUCAAGAAGAGACUGUUCAUGUUCCGGUUUGGGGACCGCAGGACGCACAUGAACUGGGUCCACGUGCAGAAUCUGGUGCAGGCACACAUGCGGGCGGCUGAGGGCCUCACCUUGGCUAAAGGCUACGUGGCCAGCGGGCAGGCAUACUACAUCCAUGACGGGGAGAGUGUCAACCUCUUUGAGUGGAUGGCCCCACUGUUUGAGAAGCUGGGGUACAGCCAGCCCUGGAUCCAGGUACCGACCUCCUGUGUGUAUCUGACAGCUGCAGUGAUGGAGUUUCUGCACCUAGCACUGAGACCUAUCUGCACCAUCUCCCCACUACUCACCCGCAGUGAGGUGCUCAGCAUGACCGUGACGCACACCUUCCAGAUUGCCAAGGCCCGCGCUCAGCUUGGCUACGCGCCGGACAAGUUCAGCUUCGCAGACGCAGUGGAGCGAUAUGUGCAGGCCACGACCCCGCAGCCCUGCUGUUGCACCGUGCUGACGCUCCUGCGGCUGCUGCUCCUGCUGCUGCUCCUGCUCGGCUUGCUCGGCCUAGCCCUGUACUUUCUAGGGCUGCAGCCUUUGCAGGCGGUGGUGGAGAGGCUCUGAUCCGGACCCCAAAGCCGGAUCAAGCCCACGUAGGCUCUCUGCGCUUCUUCCUGGCUUUGACCUCCCGGUUUAGGCCCGCCCCUGCUUUUUGGCCACACCCCGAUUCCUGGCCAUGCCCCUGCUCCUCUCUCUAAGCUUGUCUUUCUGGAGUUUGGGCCGACUUUCCCUGCUUUUCGCUCCCUGAUUCAGUGUGGUUCUCUUCUGUGAGGUUAGGCGAGGCGGUUGAUGAAGUCCCAGCCUCUUAUCUUACUUCUCCUUCCCAGCUAUUUCCAGUCCUACCCAGUCUAGCCCUCUCUUUCCUACUCUUCCCGAUCCUUCCUUUCUGCCUCCAUCUGUACACAGAAACCCCAGCGAGGUCGCUUCUGUAAGGACAAACCUUGGCCCCGCCUUCGCGGUUGGUCUAAAUGCUUGAGUUCUGGUUGGUGGAGUCUUUGGAAUUGAACCUGUUUUCUGCCUCCUUCUGGGACCUCCUCCCUGCCAUGGCUUCUUUGAGUUUAUCCUGAUGCUGACCACCGACCUUUGUGUUGACUAGCUGGGGAAGGAUAGCCAAGCCCAACUUGAUAGCUUUUGGUUCCCAGUUAAUGGAGUGGAAAUGACUCAGCACAGUAAACGGUCUCAGUACUAAAGGAGGCAAUGGGGGAAGAAAGUUUGUAAAAGAAAUGGAAUGUCUCAUAAAAAGUACCAAUAUAACAGCCGAAAUAAGAAUUUGGCUGAUCAUA
Rattus norvegicus (Norway rat) is the source of this 4879-nucleotide messenger RNA. NCBI's taxonomy places the organism in Eukaryota, Metazoa, Chordata, Mammalia, Rodentia, Muridae. The record is from RefSeq and is a predicted model, not a curated record.